GAGAAGUUGAAACACUUAUGCAGGUCACUGCUACUUACAAAGCAGAAAGAGUCAAACUGAAACAAUCACAUUGAAGGAUGUCUUUGAGUGUGUCACAGGGUGAAGGAUUGACCGUAUUCCCUAUCACCACAAAUCCAAAAAGCAAAUGGCCGACAUUGUGUCACAUCCUGGGUAAUCUGUGCCUAAGUCCAGUGUCUUCAACACCUCAUGACCUCAAAACUGCAAUGUAUUGCCCCACAGCAGUACUAGGGGUCUUGCAGAUUUUGGUGGGAAUCCUUAACAUCAUAACAGGGAUUUUGUUUGCAAACUGGGGGAUACAUGAUUACAUUAUGAUGAUUUAUGCUCCAUUUUGGCUUGGUGCUUUGUUCCUCAUAUCUGCAAUCACGGUCUUUCUUACGCAAUGCAGUGACCGUUAUAUUUGGGUUACUUUAGCUAACAUCGUAAACCAAGUCACUGGUUUUGUGGCUGUUAUAGGUGUUGCAUUGUAUUCAUGGGAUUUGGUGAGCACGAGCUAUUUUUCAGCCAACGAAUAUUCAGCAACACUCAUUCAAGAACAGAUCAAAGGAGCUGAUUCAAUUCUGUACUUUGAGGAAUCAAAUAUGAUGUUUCGUAGGACGCUAGAUGUCAUGAUGAUAGCUUUUGCCGUACUUCAGCUCUGCCUAAACUCCAUUUUUAUUGUUACACCUUGAAUCGGGAAAAAUUCUGCAGAAGACCUUCAACUUCACAAACUGCUCCCAGAAGACACCACUGGCAAUCCUGCAUGUUAAAAAAAUAAGAGACACAAAAAUAUAAAACAUCAUUUUAUUUAAAUCAGUUUUUUCUCUUGUAUUAGAAUAGCAGCACUUUAAAUCUAAAACACUACAAUUGUUCAUGUCUAUCUCCGUUGAUUCAUUUUUAACUCAAAAUUGACUCAUAAUGAGGAUACCUGUAUGUUUUAUUUGUGACCCUGGACUACAAAACCAAUCAUAAGUUGCAUGGGUAUAUUUGUAGCAAUAGCCAAAAAAAAUCAGGAUUUUAACUGAAAAUCAUGUUCCAAGAAGAUAUUUUGUAAAUUUCUUACUAUAAAACUAUCCAAAAAUGUAUUUAUCAUUAGUAAUAUGUGUUGCUAAGGACUUCAUUUGGACAACUUUAAAGGCCAUUUUCUCAAUAUUUAGAUUUUUUGCAGAUUUCAAGAGAUGUAUAAAUGACAUUUUGAAAAAUGUACCAUUAUGGUUUGCGGUCCAGGGUUCUACAGUCAGCCAUCACAAUGACAUCCUUUAGGGCAGGGG
Paramisgurnus dabryanus is the source of this 1268-nucleotide messenger RNA. RefSeq lists its product as uncharacterized. NCBI's taxonomy places the organism in Eukaryota, Metazoa, Chordata, Actinopteri, Cypriniformes, Cobitidae. Gene Ontology annotation, cellular component: membrane. The record is from RefSeq and is a predicted model, not a curated record.